Molecule: messenger RNA, 1098 nt
Organism: Fraxinus pennsylvanica
Lineage: Eukaryota; Viridiplantae; Streptophyta; Magnoliopsida; Lamiales; Oleaceae
Source: the annotation of a GenBank genome assembly
AUGGAGGUUUUGAUUCCUGUUGAUAACAUGGAUUUUGAUUUCAACAGUGCAAGAUCUUCACCAUCUGUUAGUGCACCUUCUACUCCAAAGCGUUUUGGGGAAUACUAUUGCAGUGCUCCAACUAGUCCUUCCCAUCUGUCGCAGUUUUAUCGGGAUUUCGACGAAUUCAGGGUCACUAGCGGUGGUGGUAGUGGCGGUGGCGAUGGUGGUGGUGUUCCAUUUGACUUUGCUUUUGAUGUCAGUGAGGAGUCGGAAACUGCCUCUCUUUCAGCUGAAGAGCUCUUUGAUGGCGGCGUAAUUAAGCCUCUGACACUAAAACAGCCGCAUCGGCUGCAACUUCCUCCUGGAGCAAGAAUUAAUCAAUUACCAACUCAGAAACUGGCUGGCAUGAAUCUCAAAUCGCCAAGAGGUAAAAAUAUUUUCAAGGGUGUUUUUUCACCAAGAAACAAGAAAGAAACCAACGACCCUUUUGAAAUUGCUGCUCGAAACACCACUAAAACGCAGCAACCGGAGCCGGAAAGAGGACGACAGAGAUCGCCUAACUUCUCUUCAUCAUCAAGCCGAAGAGUUACACGAUCACUUUCUCCACUCAGAGACUCCCAGUAUCCCUGGGGAGAAGAGUUUCAGUUUUCGAAUCGUGUGCAAGAAGAAAACAUUAGUAAUAUUUCAGAAGUUUCCGUGCAACCUAGACAGCAACAAGAUAACAACACGAAACAUCUUUGUUCAUCUUUGUCAUCUUCAUCCACGAAAAGUCAAAAGAAAUGGAGAUUUAAGGACUUUUUCUUGUUCCGAAGCGCAUCCGAAGGGCGAGCAGCCGAUAAAGAUCCUUUGAAGAAAUACACAGAAGUGCCCUUCAGGAGACAUGAAUAUUUAAAGAAUUCGAGCUUUCGAACAAUUGAUAGCCCGGGUUCGGGAUCCGGCACCCGAAGAAGGGGUCCGGUUUCAGCUCAUGAAUUACAUUAUACAAUAAAUCGAUCAGUUUCUGAAGAUUUGAAGAAGAAAACAUUUUUGCCUUACAAGCAGGGGAUUCUUGGGCGGCUGUCAUUCAAUCCUGCUGUUCAUGCUUUGGCCAAUGGCUUUGGAUUUUCUCGAAAAUGA